AUGAGCGGAUCGGCUCCAUCCAGGCCAUUGCUGGCGAGCCGGCAAAACUUGGCCACGAUCCGUUCGAAGAGCGCGACGCAUCGAGCCCACGCUGAUCGACCAUCGUCUUUGCCCAGAUCGUUCCUCGGAGCCCCCGCUCAAGAUCCCGUUGCACCCUGGCGCGUCCAAUUCCUUCUUUGGCGAUCCAGGGGCCCGCGGCUGGGCCUCCAGAAGGCCGAGCAGGGCCAGGAGAAGGACACGGAGGAGGUCGGGACGGGCACGCCGACGGUCGGGACGGGCACACCGACGCAGCGCUGGAAGAAGAAGAAGAAGAAGGGGAAGAAGCUGCACGACCUCGGCUUCAAUUUCGAGGCGCUUUCCACCGGUGUGCAGGCGGCGCUGGCCUGCAGCGCGGACGAUGCCGAGUUGAGCUCCUGGUGCUUUCUCGUGCUUGUGGAGCGGGCAGGCACGCCCCUCCGUGCCUCUUCGCCUGGCCACGUGGGACGCAGCGGCUUCGCACCAUCAUAA
Prorocentrum cordatum is the source of this 507-nucleotide messenger RNA. Lineage: Eukaryota; Dinophyceae; Prorocentrales; Prorocentraceae. The record is from the annotation of a GenBank genome assembly.